Messenger RNA from Diaporthe citri, 2640 nucleotides. RefSeq lists its product as uncharacterized. Gene Ontology annotation, biological process: secondary metabolic process. NCBI's taxonomy places the organism in Eukaryota, Fungi, Ascomycota, Sordariomycetes, Diaporthales, Diaporthaceae. Bases 1 to 2640 code for a protein of 879 amino acids. Gene Ontology annotation, molecular function: CoA-ligase activity. The record is from RefSeq and is a predicted model, not a curated record. The transcript has 4 exons.
AUGAUUUACGGCGAAGAAAACACAGUUCCGGCGAGGCUCCUCACCACGCAGGUGGCGCACUUCCUCCGCACCCACUACGAGAUCAGCCAGGCCGGCCCAGGCAGGGAUGUCGUGCUCACCGUGUCGAGCGGCCAGUCCCGCCUCCCCUGUCUCUUCUUCGGCGUCGUGGCCGCGGGAGGCAUCUACGCCGGCGCGAGCCCGUCCUCGACACCGGUGGCACUGGCGAGUCUGGCCAGGGAGGCGGGCCCGGCGAGGCUGCUUGUCUGCAGCUGGGACAUGAGGGACGCGGCCGUCUCGGCGGCGGAGCAAGUGGGCAUCCCCCUGUACCGUGUCCUCGUGCUCACGUCCUACCCCGAGCUCUCGCUGCAGAGCGCAGAUGGCUCCGUCCGGUGUGACUUCACAUCGCGGGGGGAUGUGCUGCAGUGGACGGCUGUGACGGACCCUGAGGUCCUGGCUUGCACGCCGGUGUGCCUGAUCUACUCCUCCGGCACGACGACGGGGGCUCCCAAGGGCGUCCUUCUUUCGCACGCAAACAUGGUGGCCGAGGCGUUUCUCCCGUCUUCCAUCAACCGCCGCGCCUGGGCGAGCAAACCGCCCCUCAACAACGACGACGCACCGCCCCUGGGACCGGGCUACAGGACACUCGCGCACCUCCCUCCCGCGCAUAUCUCAGGCGUGCAGGGCUAUUUUGUCAACCCCCUCCUAGACGGCGGGAUAGUCUACUGGAUGCCCACUCCAGCAGCCGGGAAUGGUUUCGACAUGGCCGCGUUCCUGCGCUACAACGAGGCCCUGGGGAUAACCAGCUUCUUCACCGCCCCGCCCAUCUACGAGGCCCUCGCCAAGUGCGUCCUGCACAGGCCGGGCCUCGUGGGCGAGCGGACGUUCAAGUCCCUGCGCGUGGCGUACAGCGGCGGCACGCGGCUCCGGCUCGGCGGUGCAGCCGCCGCCGCGGCGCUCCGGGGGCGUAUGGGGGACCCCGAGGGCGGGAGGCCGCUGCUCAUCAGCCAGACCUUUGGCGCGACCGAGACCACUGGCGCGGCGACGCACACGCCGCCUGACCGGGCGGGCUGGGACACCCUGGGGAGCGUUGGCGAGUUGCUGCCGAACGUGCGGAUGCGGCUUGUCGAUGGCGGGGGCCGGGACGUGCCUGUCGGGAUGCCUGGUGAGGCGUUGCUCAAGGGCCCUGUCAUGAUGGGGUAUCAUAAAAAUCCUGAGGCGAAUGCGGCUGUUUUCACUGAGGAUGGGUGGUUCCGGACCGGGGACGUUCUCAGGGUUGUUGAUGGUCUUGUUUACCAUGUGGACAGGAAGCAGGACGUCAUCACAUACAAAGGGCGGAAUGUGUACCCAUCUGAGCAUGAGAGCAUCCUGCUUUCUCACCCAGAAGUGGUGGAUGCAGCCGUCAUCGGUGUUCCAGAAUUAAAUCAGGGUCAUGGUGACUGCCCCGACGAGGUCCCUCGUGGAUUUGUCGUCCUUGCGCCCAAUGCUGGCCGCGCCCACGGCUCGGGCGCAAAGGCCCAGGUCCACGGCUCAGUCGCCUUCUACACGGCCCUGUUCCAGCAGAAGUGCGACCUCGACUGGGCGGCCGUGACGCGCGAGGCGGACAAGUACGUCGCCCGGCUCGGCGUCACAAGCCCGCGCUACCUCGACGAGAUACGCGGCAUCGCCGACGGCGCGGGCGUCGGGUUCCUGGACGUCCUGGCGCUCAACGUGCGCACCGAGAUCAUCUUUGGCAUCUUCACCGAGGCUGAGGCGGCCAGGGCCAGGGGGCCUGCCAAGGUUGUCAAUGGCGUGGACGGUAGCAACGGUGUCGACGGCCAGCACGCGGGGGGCGCCGACUUCCCCAGCGACGGGUGCACAAGCCUCGCCUUCGCCUCCCCGUCUGUCUCCGGCCCGGGAGGCCCGCCGCCGCCGUCCUCCUUCCUCGCGCAGAACUGGGACUGGCAGCCCGCCCAGGCGCCCAACCUCAUCGUCAUCCACAUCUCACAGCCCAACACCACCGAGACCGACGGCAUCCCGGACAUCGCCAUGGUGACCGAGGCCGGCAUAAUCGGCAAGAUAGGCCUCAACGCCGCCGGGGUGGGCGUCUGCCUAAACGCCAUCCGCGCGCGCGGGCUAGACAGCGCCCGGCUCCCCGUGCACUUUGCGCUGCGGGCGGUCCUCGAGUCCGCAUCGCGCGCCGAUGCGCUAGCCACACUGACAAAGCUCGGCGGCGUCGCGGGGAGCGCGCACAUCCUCGUCGCGGACCCUGCGGGGAGCGUGGGGCUCGAGUUUGCGGGCGGGGGGGAGAGGAUCGGGGAGAUCGGGCCGGAUGAGAAGGGUCGGGUCGUCCAUACCAACCACCUUGUGCUGGAGCACCCUGGGGUCGAGGAGCCGGGGUGGUUGCCCGACUCUGGGGAGAGGCUUGCGCGGAUUAGGAAGCUGACGGAUGGGGAGGUCCUCGCGGGGAAGUGGGAUGUCAAGAGGGUGGUGGAGUUGUUCAAGGACGAGGAGGGGUUCCCUUUUUCUAUCAACCGGCUCAGGGUUAAGGAGGGCGAGUCUCAGACGUUGUUCACGAUUGUUAUGGACUUGGGGAGGAAAGAGGCGCUGGUCAAGGUUGGGAGGCCGACUGGGGAUGGGGAGGAGAUUCAUUUGGGAUUUUGA